This is a messenger RNA of Cryptomeria japonica (Japanese cedar), 1604 nucleotides long. RefSeq lists its product as uncharacterized. Lineage: Eukaryota; Viridiplantae; Streptophyta; Pinopsida; Cupressales; Cupressaceae. The coding region runs from base 305 to 1333 and encodes 342 amino acids. The transcript has 2 exons. The record is from RefSeq and is a predicted model, not a curated record.
UUUUAUGACAUGUGCUUUUUGGGGGGGGUUAAGGGGUAACCCUAAUUGGACGUGGGCCCCACCCUACCCCCCAAAACAACACAAAAACAUGUUUAGUUUGGAUUUCACUCUCAUUAUGCAAAACUGAUUUUUUUUCCAGCAGCUUGAAGAGGAGGAACAGCUUGAAGAAGAUUGAUUGAAGGGGUGAGAAAAGUGACUACAAGCGUGAUAGGAGCUAGAAGAAGCAAGAAGAAGAGGAAGAAGAAGAUUCUUCUACAUUUUGGAGAGAUUUUUCAAGCACAAGUGUCAAUUUGAAAAUUUCACAAUGAGCUCCCAAGGCACGAGUGAAGAUAACAUGGAAAUCCAUUCUCAUAGUGAGAAUGAUUCAGAAUUUGAACCUGAAAAUGAGGGGGGUGACCAUGGGGCUGAUCCUGAAGCCCAAUCUAGUUCUAUGGCAAGUGCAGCAGCUAGUACAGGUUGCCCUUCAGAGUUGUUGGCACCAUAUGCUAGGGGUCAUUUUGAUCCUAAGUCUCCUCUAAAACAGUUUGCUUCACAAAUAUCAGUACAAGGCACUGCAUCACAUUCAAGUGGGGGAACAAGGAAGUGGAAGUGCAAUAUUUGUGACAGAGAAUGGUUCGGUAGCAUUAGCAGGGUGAAUGCACACUUUCUAUUUUGGAGAGGAAAAGGCGUGAAACAUUGUAAGUUUUUGGAGGAACCCAAAAAUAUACAUUACAGAAUUGAGUUUAACAGGCUUUGGGGGGUUCCAGAUGACACAAAUAUUUCAAUGCCUACUACUUUGUCUGCUAGGGCAUCACUUCACGACAGCCAGAAUGUGCCAGUGCCACAUACUUAUCAUGCUUCGCAGGCGGGAGGAAUGAUGUUUGGAUCUCCAUCUACUUCCACUUCUACUGCUGCUAGGGCUGGGAAACGUAAGUUGCAUACACCACAGAGCAACCCCAUUGCUGAUAUGUUUAAUGUGCAGCUGAGAGAUGAGAUAGAUGAAUCCAUUGGCAAUUUCUUCUUUGCCAAUGGCAUUCCAUUUCAUGUUUCAUGGUCUCCUUAUUAUAGGAAGAUGAUAGAUAUGGUGGCCAAGGGAGGACCAUCUUAUGUGCCACCAGGGGAGACGAAAAUGAGGACCUCGAUCUUGGAUAAAAGCUAUUCCAAGAUCAAUAUUUUGAUGGAGAAGAUGAAGGCAUGUUGGGUGGCAUCGGGGUGCAGCAUAGUUAUGGAUGGGUGGACGAACAUUAGCCAUUGUCCACUCAUCAACGUCAUGGUCACAUGUGCAGAGGGCCCAUACUUCCUUAGAGCAGUUGAUUGUACAGGGCAUCGUAAAGAUGCUGAUUUCCAGUUUUAGGUCCUCAGGGAGGCUAUUGAGGAGGUUGGGCCACAAAAUGUGGUCCAAGUAGUGACAGAUGCAGCCUAUGUGUGUAGAGCAGCAGGGAGACUCGUUGAGGCAGCCUAUAGACACAUUUGGUGGACCCCAUGUUGUGUGCAUGCCAUGAACAAUGCACUCAAGGACAUGGGGAAGAUUGACUGGAUUAGAGGAGUGGUCACCGAUGCGAGAGAUGUGCAGAUGUUUAUCUGCAACCACCACAUUUCACAUGCACUCUUCAGGACCUUCGCGA